AAGCAGUAUGGCAGUACUGUAGCGAUUGUUUAGUCAGGAAAGCUGUCAUUUUUUGUUGUUGCGUAUUUGACUGGGGGAAGAGAUUGGUGCUUAGAAGGUAAAGCAUGUGUGUGAUGUCUUGAAACAAAUCAUGGCCUUUUUAAUACUCCAUGUGUAAUGUGUGUUGCACUUAAACAAAUUUAAUGAAACACAAAUAGAAAAAUAGAGCUGUGCAGUCCAGUAUGCAGCGAAUGAGAUGUGUGAUGUGGCUGACAGCAUGCGUGCUGUUCUGGCUGGUGCUUUUGGCGCUACUCAGGACUAAGACAAUCUCAAGCUUGUCCUAUAUCAAGAUGGUCCAUGGGCAGUUUCAAAAGACUCUGGACGCGUUGCGAAGCCAAGCUGAUCAGCGAGAAGUCGUGAAAAGGCCGAUCUGGCUGAUGGCAGCGGAGGAAGACAAUAUCAGAACGUGUGUUGAUACGAAAAGUCUUGAGUAUGAGAAGGCAGGUAAGCAAAUUUGGAAAGGGGAUACAACAUCGAUUCGUCAUGAUGUGCAUAAGUACUUGACCAACAGGAGCAUAGUGCUCGACAUUGGCGGAAAUGUUGGAACAGAUGCAGACGUGUUCCUGAACAGGUACCAUGCCAGACUUGUUAUUUUUGAACCAUUACAAAGGUACUAUCAGAAACUGAAAGAAAAAUUUGCUGGAAACUCAAAUGUGAAGAUAUUAGAUAUAGGCCUUGGUAAAGAAGAUGCCGAGCGUCGUUUGGAGGUCAUGGGUGUAAACGGGGAUGCUUCGUCUCUCUACCGAGGCCAAGAACCAACUGGUGCUGACGUUGAGAAAGUUAAAGUGAAAAACACGACUCGUGUCUUGGAGGAAAUCGGACUAGGAAGGUACUCCAUUGACCUUAUUCAUGUGGACUGUGAGGGGUGCGAGAUGGAUGUGCUGGAAUCUUUAGUGGGGACAAAUGUCAUAUUUAACCUGAAACACAUUCAGUUUGCUACACAUACUCAGUACACAGGUGUUGUGGACUUGGUACCCAGGUACUGCAAACUGCAGGAGGUCCUUAAGCGGACUCAUAAACCAAUGUACCAGUAUAAAUUUAUUUGGGAAAGUUGGGAAAUGAAGUAAACCAUGAAUUUUAGACUUGUUUAAAUUGUACUUAAAUUUUGUCUAAUUAGGUGACACCAGUUUUAUUUUGUGUUAUAUGGGCGAGCGGACGAUAAAAAAUCCAAAUUUGGACUAAAGCUAAAAUUGAAAAUUCACCCUUUUAAUUUGUCCGAUCUUAAUGUUUUAUGUGAUUUUCCUGUGUUUUGCAAGGAUUUCAAAAUACUGUAAAUACAGUAUGUCAUUAACAGGAACACUGGCUGAAACAGUACACAUUUCCAAAAAAUUAGAUGAUUUUUCAGUUUUAUAUUUAUUUUUAUGACCUCCAGGUACAUUAAAAAAAAAGAUUCAUUUUGUCCAUAAAACAAAAAUUUUAAUUACUGUGGCCUUAUGGAAAAAGAAAUAAACUUUUUUUAAAACUGCAGUGUAAGAAUUUAGUUUUCCCUGUGAUUAAGUAGACGAUACUUUAUGUAAAUGAUGAUGGGCAAAGACUAAAAUCCAGUACUUCCAUUAUAAGGAGUUGUCACAUAUAACACAAGCUGAGUGCUCAAUAUUUCAGCAUUUUAUUGUGCCAUCGUCAUAAUAAUUGCUAUGCAAUGUAGCUUUUGCCAGUUCAGUUUAUAUGUCAUCAAAUAUGUCAUUUCUCUAAUCUUAAAAAUACAUACAGCAUGUGGUAAAUGGCUUAAAACUUUAUUUAAGUUACAUUUUUAUGUUCUUUUUUGUGACAUGCUUCUGUUUUAAGAUAUUUAUUACUGAAUUUUAUGAUUGAAAGAAAAUUUUGCUGUCAGUUUUGGCUUGUUUUACAAUUGUAUUACUUUUGUUGUAAUAUGGUGGAUUCUGUGUGCCGCAUGUACAUGUCUUGUAGUAUCCCAGGACACUGCAUUUGUUAGGGAUUUCUCCAUCUUUAAUGUACCAUACCAUGUAUACUUUUAGUACUUUGCGCACAUAUUUUAUUUGAUCUAAUAGAAAUCCACUUUUACUAAUAUGGUCUCACAUAUGAUUUUUAAUAAAUAUAUAUUGUGGGCUAAAAUACCUGGUAAUCUGACAUCUAUAGGGUAUGGUAUGAGUUAAUUGAAUUUUUCAAGUAGUUUUUACCUGCCCUGAUAGCACAGUUGGUAGAGCAUCCGCUUCCAGAGCGGUAGAUCCAGGAUCAAACCUGGGUCAAGUCACACCUAAGACUUUAAACGAGAAAGUUGUAACUUCCUCGCUUGGCAUUCAGCAUGAAGGGGAUAGUGCAACGACUGGUAGACCUGUAUCAGUAUAAUGGUUCAGGCAGGGAGGCCUUCGGUAAGGCAUCUCAGUGAAGCAGCACUAGAUGAAAGAGCAGUGGAAAUCUGUCCUGCAACAAGGAGGUACAUUACAUGCACUCUGAGGAUUCCCUCGUAGUCAUAUGACUGAAAAAUUGUUAAGUACGACGUUAAACCCCAAGCACUCACUUACUGACUCACUCACCACCUCACUGACUCACUCCUCCUUUUCAUUUUAAAACAUUUGUGUGCUUCUGAAAAAUGAUUUUUAUAUGCCGAACCAAGUUCGAUAUGACGUGUAGUACGAUUUUGUAUAAUUAUGAAGAUUAAAAAUUAUAUUAUACAAAAUAUUAUAUUGAUACUAGUAUUAGUAUCAAUAUUUAGUAUUAGUAUCAAUAUUUAGUAUUAGUGUCGAUACGGUUAACGCACUUUUUGCCUGUUGUAGCAAUGGCCGUGAAUAAUUUACAUAUGAUAAACGUAUCCCGUUGCCCUGACACCCUGCGCUCAGGUUGGACAGAACGGAUACAGUGGGAAGCGUUGCCGAUUGGGGUAAUCUUAGAGACAGGCAAGUCCUGGCUAAGUCAAGGCUAAGCGGAAUUUUAGGGGCUGUAUGUUAUUUUCAAAUUAAAAUUGGGAACACCAUUAUUAUGAAUGUUUAACUACCAUAAAGAUAUAUUGUUGACAAUACAUGUUUGUUUUACUGUGUUCAUGGACAUAUCUAUUUUUGACCAAAUUGAUGCGAUUGUAUUUGUUUGUGACAUAUAUAAACGUAUGUAUGCACAUGUGACUUAUCUAACAGAAACAUAAAAGCUUGGGCAGUUUUAUUGGUUUUAUGUUAAAUUUUUAAUGGUUUCAUUGAUAGAGCAUGCCAAGAAAGUACUGCAUUUGGGUUGAAAAGAUUAUUAUUAAUAAAUAUUACUUUUCAUGCAGAAACAUUUUUUUAGUAGCUUAUCGUCCUACUUUUUCAAAUGGAACCUCAAAAUCCCUUUCUUGGAUGAAUCCCUUUCUAUGAAGAGACUCCUCAGGAUCAGCCAAAACUCGCAGAUGGUCGUGGGUUUCCAGACCCAUCUUCCUCCCACCUUAAUGCUGGCCGCCAUCAUGUAAGUGAAAUAUUCUUGAGUACGGCGUAAAACACCAAUCACAUGAACAAAUAAAUGAGAAACUCUCAAAACGAGCAACAUACAUGUAGUUUAGGGCAAGUACCGUAAAUUACUCAAAAUUUCACCCCAAAAAUUGAAUUAUUAGAGCCGAAAUACAGUAAAUGUGAUCAAAUAUUAGUUUUGAUGCUGAAACUGACAUUUUUCCAGUAGGAUAUGUCAUCCUAUAUGUAUAUUCAUGUAUAUAAACCUUUCAAACCAACCACCUACCCUAAUGCUUCAACCUUUUCAACCACCUCUGAAACCAAUAUUUUGAACCAUUCUAAGAAGACUGCGGAGUGUAAAGAAAUAAUUUGUGCAGUUUUAUGAAGCUUACAUCUUAUACGACACAAACAAAUCAUUUUUAGGUGGUUUUCACAGCAAUUGUAUGUAUAACUUCCACUGAAAAUAGUGCUUUAGUGAUUGAAAAGGUUAAAGAUUUUCAGUGACACCUUUUAUAGAAGUAAGUGAUUAUAACUGCCAACACUGAUAAAUCAAGACAACAAAAAUACUGGCUCAGUGCAGACUUGAACUCGUCAUUCACCCGGGUUGGGACAAUUGUACUUGCUACUGUCUCGCCUGGCGCAUGAUACCUUGAGUGGAGCUUUGGCAACGUGGACUCACCCUGCCACAAGAAGAGACACCUAAUAACUUGCCAUCAUCAAAUGACUGAAAAGUUGUUAAGUAUGACAUUAAACCCCAAGCAUACAUACAUACAUGCGUGUAUACACCAUGAAUGAGUUCACUCAAGCCAGUAUUUUUGCUUGUCUCGAUUUCUGUCUGGGCAAUUUCUUCUACUUAAUGUUUUCCCUGACUGUGAUUGUAAUUUGAGUGACUUGAUGCAGUUUUAGGCGAAAUACUUUCUUUUGACAUUUUUGUUUCAGCAUUUGGCCUUGUGUUGGCAUUAUCUGACCAUGGACUACUUUCUCAAACACUGUUGUAUUGCCUUAUAUGUGUAGAAAUCAGGCGACCUUGAACUUCUGCCAAAGAUUCAUUCCGGGUAUUUUUGGUUUACUCUUACAUCACACAAUUGUAGGACUUUAGGUUGUUAAAUAAAGUGUUCGGCACAAACUUUGUCCUGAUUUGUAUUUGUGAAAGCCUAAUUAUCAAAUGAACCCGACACGAUUGAAGUGGGAGUGUACCCUGAAAAUGUCAGCGAAGAGCUCAAUGAUUGGUUAAAAUUAUUUUUAGUGAUAUUAUGCAGAAACAAGUGAGAUUAGAGUGUAUCCUAUCAUUAUGUAGAUAUUGUAUUUUUUUUCCUGCUAUAUUCACGAAUAAUCUGUUUCAUCUCUC
This is a messenger RNA of Liolophura sinensis, 4758 nucleotides long. RefSeq names its product 2-O-methyltransferase NoeI-like. NCBI's taxonomy places the organism in Eukaryota, Metazoa, Mollusca, Polyplacophora, Chitonida, Chitonidae. The coding region runs from base 222 to 1106 and encodes 294 amino acids. Gene Ontology annotation, molecular function: O-methyltransferase activity. The transcript is spliced from 2 exons. The record is from RefSeq and is a predicted model, not a curated record.